Molecule: messenger RNA, 1032 nt
Organism: Cercopithifilaria johnstoni
Lineage: Eukaryota; Metazoa; Nematoda; Chromadorea; Rhabditida; Onchocercidae
Source: the annotation of a GenBank genome assembly
AUGGAUUUGAUAACGGUGUUAUUAGGGUUCUUGAUGUCUUGUAUUCCCAUCACUAUCACCUGCCUUUGUUUCCUGUCAUGGGUUACUCCUUGGCCUAUUCGGACACGAAAAGACCUGUUACAGCCAAUGUUUGUCUACACUCCGACGAACCCUGAAAGCGAACAAUUUCGAUCAUUGCUGACUUGUGAUAAUGAUUCGUCCGGAGAGCUUCACUGCACCAAGCCAGAUUUGUAUCUUUCCAUUAUUAUUCCUGCCAUGAAUGAGCAAAAAAGGCUUCCGAUUAUGCUGAAUGAAUGUCUACCCUAUUUGGAAAAUCGACAAUCUAAAGAUGAUUCAUUUACAUAUGAGAUUGUUGUGGUAGACGAUGGUAGCACAGAUGGAACUGCUGAUACAGCAUACCAAUACGCAGAGAAGUACGAGAGAAAGAUCAGAGUCUUAAAGCUAGGAAAAAACCUGGGAAAAGGUGGAGCAGUACGUAGAGGCGUGUUAUGCGCACGUGGUUCAUUAAUUCUAUUCGCAGAUGCAGAUGGUGCUACGAAAUUUGCCGAUUUUCAGCAUGUGGAGAAAGAAUUACUUGGUUUAACAACUCUAAAUGGCUGUAAUUCAGAAACAAGAGCCAAUUUUGAAUGGAUUACUCCUGCUAUAGUUAUUGGUUCAAGAUCACACAUGGAAAAAAAGAGUAUAGCAACACGUUCUCUAGCACGAACCUUUCUGAUGAUAGGUUUUCAUUUGAUUGUAUAUAUUUUCACUGUAAGAACAGUACGUGAUACUCAGUGUGGAUUCAAAUUAUUUACACGUGGAGCAGCUUCAAAAUUAUUCCCAUUGCUGCAUAUCGAACAAUGGGCAUUUGAUGUUGAGUUGUUGUUUCUCGCCGAACACUUCAACAUUCCAAUCCGCGAAGUACCAGUAACAUGGCAUGAAGUUGAUGGUUCCAAAAUAGUACCCAUAAUAUCAUGGAUUCAAAUGGGUCGUGAUUUGAUACUUAUUUGGUUUCGCUAUAGAACUGGUGUUUGGAAGUGUAAUUUACUUUAG